Esox lucius (northern pike) is the source of this 4703-nucleotide messenger RNA. RefSeq names its product deleted in malignant brain tumors 1 protein. The coding region runs from base 32 to 4225 and encodes 1397 amino acids. Lineage: Eukaryota; Metazoa; Chordata; Actinopteri; Esociformes; Esocidae. Gene Ontology annotation, cellular component: membrane. The transcript is spliced from 24 exons. The record is from RefSeq and is a predicted model, not a curated record.
UCUUCAGAAUUGUUUGCAUUUGACCAGAAAGAUGCUGAACUUGAUGAUCAACUCUGGAAAUCUGCUGCUGCUGCUCAUACAGGUUACCACUGGUCAGACAACAGAUGCCUCAGUCAGAUUGGUGAAUGGAAAUAACUCCUGCUCUGGGAGAGUGGAGGUCUACUUUGGUGGUCGCUGGGGGACAGUUUGUGACGACUCGUGGGACUUGAAUGAUGCCCAGGUGGUGUGUAGACAGUUAGGCUGUGGGACAGCUCUGUCUGCACCAAUUCAAGCCCUAUUUGGACCGGGGAAUGGGACAAUAUGGAUGGAUGAUGUUAGAUGCACAGGCAGAGAGUCUAGUCUCACACAGUGCCCUCACAAAGGAUUCGGAUUAAGCAACUGUAAUCAUUAUGAAGACGCUGGUGCCGUCUGUUCAGCCUCGUCAGGGGGAAGUGACACGACAGCAGCACCCCCACCUAUUCAUACAACCACAUUGACUGACGCCCCAGUCAGAUUGGUGAAUGGAAAUAACUCCUGUACUGGGAGAGUGGAGGUCUACUUUGGUGGUCGCUGGGGGACAGUUUGUGACGACUCGUGGGACUUGAAUGAUGCCCAGGUGGUGUGUAGACAGUUAGGCUGUGGGACAGCUCUGUCUGCACCAAUUCAAGCCCUAUUUGGACCGGGGAAUGGGACAAUAUGGAUGGAUGAUGUUAGAUGCACAGGCAGAGAGUCUAGUCUCACACAGUGCCCUCACAACGGGUUUGGUUCACACAACUGUGGACAUAAUGAAGACGCUGGUGCCGUCUGUUCAGGCAACCCGAUUCGAUUGGUAAACGGUAAAAACUCCUGCUCUGGGAGAGUGGAGGUCUACCACAGUGGUCGCUGGGGGACAGUUUGUGACGACUCGUGGGACUUGAAUGAUGCCCAGGUGGUGUGUAGACAGCUGGGAUGUGGGACAGCUCUGUCUGCACCAGGCCAAGCCUUCUUUGGACCGGGGAAUGGGACAAUAUGGAUGGAUGAUGUUAGAUGCAAUGGCAGAGAGCUGACUCUUACAGAGUGCCCUCACAAUGGAUUUGGGUCACACAACUGUAAUCCUUAUGAAGACGCUGGUGUUGUCUGUUCAGCCUCGUCAGGGGGAAAUGACACCACAGCAGCACCCCCACCUAUUCAUACAACCACAUUGACUGCCUCGUCAGGGGGCAGUGACACCACAGCAGCACCCCCACCUAUUCAUACAACCACAUUGACUGACGCCCCAGUCAGAUUGGUGAAUGGAAAUAACUCCUGUACUGGGAGAGUGGAGGUCUACUUUGGUGGUCGCUGGGGGACAGUUUGUGACGACUCGUGGGACGUGAAUGAUGCCCAGGUUGUGUGUAGACAGCUGGGCUGUGGGACAGCUCUGUCUGCACCAAUUCAAGCCCUAUUUGGACCGGGGAAUGGGACAAUAUGGAUGGAUGAUGUUAGAUGCACAGGCAGAGAGUCUAGUCUCACACAGUGCCCUCACAACGGGUUUGGGUCACACAACUGUGGACAUAAUGAAGACGCUGGUGCCGUCUGUUCAGGCAACCCGAUUCGAUUGGUAAACGGUAAAAACUCCUGCUCUGGGAGAGUGGAGGUCUACCACAGUGGUCGCUGGGGGACAGUUUGUGACGACUCGUGGGACUUGAAUGAUGCCCAGGUGGUGUGUAGACAGCUGGGAUGUGGGACAGCUCUGUCUGCACCAGGCCAAGCCUUCUUUGGACCGGGGAAUGGGACAAUAUGGAUGGAUGAUGUUAGAUGCAAUGGCAGAGAGCUGACUCUUACAGAGUGCCCUCACAAUGGAUUUGGGUCACACAACUGUAAUCCUUAUGAAGACGCUGGUGUUGUCUGUUCAGCCUCGUCAGGGGGAAAUGACACCACAGCAGCACCCCCACCUAUUCAUACAACCACAUUGACUGCCUCGUCAGGGGGCAGUGACACCACAGCAGCACCCCCACCUAUUCAUACAACCACAUUGACUGACGCCCCAGUCAGAUUGGUGAAUGGAAAUAACUCCUGUACUGGGAGAGUGGAGGUCUACUUUGGUGGUCGCUGGGGGACAGUUUGUGACGACUCGUGGGACGUGAAUGAUGCCCAGGUUGUGUGUAGACAGCUGGGCUGUGGGACAGCUCUGUCUGCACCAAUUCAAGCCCUAUUUGGACCGGGGAAUGGGACAAUAUGGAUGGAUGAUGUUAGAUGCACAGGCAGAGAGUCUAGUCUCACACAGUGCCCUCACAACGGGUUUGGGUCACACAACUGUGGACAUAAUGAAGACGCUGGUGCCGUCUGUUCAGGCAACCCGAUUCGAUUGGUAAACGGUAAAAACUCCUGCUCUGGGAGAGUGGAGGUCUACCACAGUGGUCGCUGGGGGACAGUUUGUGACGACUCGUGGGACUUGAAUGAUGCCCAGGUGGUGUGUAGACAGCUGGGAUGUGGGACAGCUGUGUCUGCACCAGGCCAAGCCUUCUUUGGACCGGGGAAUGGGACAAUAUGGAUGGAUGAUGUUAGAUGCAAUGGCAGAGAGCUGACUCUUACAGAGUGCCCUCACAACGGAUUUGGGUCACACAACUGUAAUCCUUAUGAAGACGCUGGUGUUGUCUGUUCAGCCUCGUCAGGGGGAAAUGACACCACAGCAGCACCCCCACCUAUUCAUACAACCACAUUGACUGUCUCGUCAGGGGGCAGUGACACCACAGCAGCACCCCCACCUAUUCAUACAACCACAUUGACUGACGCCCCAGUUAGAUUGGUGAAUGGAAAUAACUCCUGUACUGGGAGAGUGGAGGUCUACUUUGGUGGUCGCUGGGGGACAGUUUGUGACGACUCGUGGGACUUGAAUGAUGCCCAGGUGGUGUGUAGACAGUUAGGCUGUGGGACAGCUCUGUCUGCACCAAUUCAAGCCCUAUUUGGACCGGGGAAUGGGACAAUAUGGAUGGAUGAUGUUAGAUGCACAGGCAGAGAGUCUAGUCUCACACAGUGCCCUCACAACGGGUUUGGUUCACACAACUGUGGACAUAAUGAAGACGCUGGUGCCGUCUGUUCAGGCAACCCGAUUCGAUUGGUAAACGGUAAAAACUCCUGCUCUGGGAGAGUGGAGGUCUACCACAGUGGUCGCUGGGGGACAGUUUGUGACGACUCGUGGGACUUGAAUGAUGCCCAGGUGGUGUGUAGACAGCUGGGCUGUGGGACAGCUCUGUCUGCACCAGGCCAAGCCUUCUUUGGACCGGGGAAUGGGACAAUAUGGAUGGAUGAUGUUAGAUGCAAUGGCAGAGAGCUGACACUUACAGAGUGCCCUCACAACGGAUUUGGGUCACACAACUGUAAUCCUUAUGAAGACGCUGGUGUUGUCUGUUCAGGCUCAGAGUAUCCUACCCCAGAGCUGGUGUGUGGGCAGAGCUUUCUAAAGUUUGGUAUUAGCCAGGCUCAACUGGAAGCUGAAGGUCUGAACGCAUCUUCUGCUCACCUGGCUGAUCGACGUUGCUCUAAUAGCUGGUUGGCCAGCGGCACAUUAUGGUUCCAGGUGACACGCAGGGAAGGCGACUGUGGGAACACACUGAGAACGAACAGCACCCAUGCCAUUUACUCCAACAGUUUGUUUGUGUACCGUGUGCACAGCGUUCCCUUCACCCCACCCGUGAGUCUUCCCUUCUCUUGUGCCUAUCCACUGGACACGGAGAGCAGCCUGGAUGUGGCCAUUGCACCCUACCUACCGGUGGGAGGAGUUUCAGGUGUUGGCUCUAAGCCCAACGCGUCCAUGUCUCUGUACCGCUACUCCAACUACACACAGCCUUACCCCGGGGGUCUGACCGUCCGUCUGCCACUGGGCUCCGCCCUAUAUGUGGGCGUGUCAGUCCAGGAGAUGGAGAGCCAGCGAUUUGUGGUUGUCCUGGUCGACUGCUACGCCACUCACUCCCCGAACCUGGAGGGCAGUGUGAAAUAUUUUUUCAUUCGGAACAAAUGUCCUGUUGAUCCUACCCAGGUGAGUGUGGAAGAGAAUGGCUCGUCACUCAGGGCUCGCUUCUCCACAGAGCUGGUCCUGUACCAGGGAUCCUAUCGGGACGUCUACCUGCACUGCAGCCUCAGCCUGUGUGACUGGAGGAGCUCCCGCUGCUCUCCGUUGUGUUCCAGUAGGACACCCCGUUCUGUCUCUAGUCCCCACACCUAUUCUGUCACCGUUGGGCCAAUCACCUGGGUUGAUUCCACUGAACCUUCAGAAGUACCAAACUAACCACAGCGAGCUGUUGGAACAGAUGAUCCUGUCAUGAUACUUUUUAUUCCCUUUCUUAAUGUAUUUCACUAAAUGUUUUGUUGUUGCGAAUAAAUAUCAAGAUCCACAACAUUAAGGAUACCUACAUUUAGGUAUCCCCUUGAUCUACAGACUUAUAAGGUACAGCUAGGUUUUAUAAUUACUCUAGUUUUUUUCCUUUGAUGGGGAUUUGCUUGUUCCUUAAUAUUUGAGAUGUUUGACUACAGUAUAUUGAUUUAUAGAUGACACUUUUUUGUGAUUUUAAGGUGGAUGAUUUAUUGUAAAUUAUUUUUAUGUAAUUGAACUUUUAAGAAAAUUUUAAGAAAAUGAUUGAGAAAAAUGUGUACCACACUUGAGUUAAGUUUGUUACAUGAGCUCUAAAAGAUUAUACAAUAAUAAUAAUUUAAUGAAUGCUUGUAUAAAUGGGGUGUAUCACAGCUAAUAAAUGAGGUUAAGCUAU